AUGGACCAGCCCAAGUCCAAAGCCAUGCUUUGCAUCCACUCGGGCUGCAUCGCCGCGGUCCACAACGUGCCGCUGAGCGUGCUCAUCCGCCCGCUGCCGUCGGUGCUGGACCCGGCCAAGGUGCAGAGCCUCGUGGACACGAUCCGGGAGGAUCCAGACAGCGUGCCCCCCAUUGAUGUCCUCUGGAUCAAAGGAGCUCAGGGUGGUGACUACUUCUACUCCUUUGGGGGCUGCCACCGUUAUGCGGCCUACCAGCAGCUACAGCGAGAGACCAUUCCUGCCAAGCUUGUCCAGUCCACCAUCUCAGACUUAAGGGUGUACCUGGGUUCUUCCACGCCAGACUUGCAAUAGCAGGCUCCUUGGUACCUGUCACCACUCCUAAAAUCCCAGAAGACACACCUGGCUUCCAGUGGGCUGGGCCACUCAGAAGGUGUAGCACAGAAGCACUCUCUUUGUGCAUGGAGGGAGGAAGGUCUGACUCUAAGCACUCUCUUUGCUAGCUGCAAGACCUUGGACUCACUACUGAACAGUAUGGGAGGCCCAGUUCCCACAGCUGUGAAAAUGGGUUGUGUCUUUGCUUUUGAGGGAUCAUUGAAAGGGUGAAAUGAGAAAGGAGAUCGGUUUGGAGAACCAUAUGCAGCUGGCUCCAGAUUCCCAAGGACAAGCAUCCUUCUGCAUUUUUGUCUUUGUAUAUCCUGUUAUGUGGAAUACAGUUCGCUCUAAGUAAAGGAAAACCUACGUUAACAAA
Miniopterus natalensis is the source of this 748-nucleotide messenger RNA. It is a transcript of the gene SRXN1, whose product is annotated as sulfiredoxin 1. Gene Ontology annotation, molecular function: sulfiredoxin activity. Gene Ontology annotation, cellular component: cytoplasm. Gene Ontology annotation, biological process: cellular response to oxidative stress. The record is from RefSeq and is a predicted model, not a curated record. Lineage: Eukaryota; Metazoa; Chordata; Mammalia; Chiroptera; Miniopteridae.